This is a messenger RNA of Ochlerotatus camptorhynchus, 1455 nucleotides long. RefSeq lists its product as uncharacterized. The coding region runs from base 1 to 1455 and encodes 484 amino acids. The transcript is spliced from 2 exons. The record is from RefSeq and is a predicted model, not a curated record. NCBI's taxonomy places the organism in Eukaryota, Metazoa, Arthropoda, Insecta, Diptera, Culicidae.
AUGAGCAAAUUUUAUAACAACAUCCUGAUUGGAGUGGCAUUAUUGACCACUUUCAUUCAGGCUACCCCAGUCGUGCCUGAGAAAAGACUUAAACGAAGUUUGUUACAAGCGCUGUUCGGAGCAGCACCUAUAACUACUACAGAAGCACCACUACGUAUUACGACCCCUGAAGUGGACAUGGUGAUGGAAUUCUUAGAAAGCGGUGAGCCAGUUUAUCUCAUGCCUACAAAACAGGAUCCGGAAAAUCCGCCAACAUUUAUACCGAUGAUGCCAUUGCGAUACUUUGCAUCGCCUUCUGGUUUACAUUUCAUUGCAGUUGAACCUAUCAACUUCACUCCAGAAAACCAGUAUAUUCAACACGAAGGAGCUGAACAGCAGUGGCAACCGAAUUACAUUCCAGUAACCUCUAAAAAUGUACCGACAAAAAUAAACAACAAUAUUCCCCCACACCUAAAAGGACUGAGUAGCUCUGAAAUUCGUGAGCUAAAUGUUCUAGCGAAACAGAUUGGAGUUGAAAAUUUAGAUGACUUGCCGCCGCUGGAAGAGGUAAUGUCAUUGCUUGGAACGACAACUAAAAGUGAGACGAUUGAGGCUAUCCGUGAAUAUGCAUCCACUCCCACAGGUUUGGAUUUGAUUCGAGAUUACGUUAUGAGUUAUCAACCUGUUAAACGAAUGGAUACUGUGAGACCUGAUGGCCAGUUCGAUGAAAAAAAAUCUAUUGAAAUGCAGGGCAAAUACCCAAGCGAAAAUAUGAUGUAUGUCAAUCAUCCAGUACCAAUUAUAGGUUACACUAUUCCGAGCGAGCAACAACCUAUGCAAAAACCAAAACCAACGUCUGAAGCACCAAAUCAAGGAUUAUUUUCAAGAUUGCGUUCAUACCUUGGCUUCGGAUCGCACUCCCAGCCGGCUGAAGAAGUGCCAAAUCCUAAUAUAUUAGUUAACGGUCAAUCCGAGUUUAACCUUAUUCCUCACAUUGUAAUCCCUCUUCGACAUUGGGCACCAAUGGAUGGUUCAAGUGGUUAUGCAUUAGAAGACCUGCAACACUAUCCAAUGACACCUUUAAUUCAGGACACGAGCCCGUAUGUGCUAAAGCCUGAAACGAUUCAAUAUGCCAGUAUUAAUGCGCCUGUCUAUGAUUCAAUGGAUCCAAAGCUUAAUGAGGCGCACAUUUAUCAGGAUGACGUUCACAACAAACAGGACAUCAAAGAUGAAGCUUCAAUUGCAAAUCAGAAACCUGUAAGAAUCUCUCCACCGGAAGAGCAAACCGGACAACUCCACAAAGCGGACAUUGACAAAGCUGAUUUACCACUAACUAUUAAAUCGAUAGACCAAGCAAAGCCAGAGAUAAUUACUCCAGAACCCACCACUGAAGUUAUUGCUACGGAAAAUGUUGAGUUUAAUGAAACUACAGAACCAAUGACCACGGAUGGUACAGUGAUAAGUGAAAAUAUAUAA